AUGGCGCGCCGCCUGCCCGGGCUCCUGCCGCUGCUCUGGCCGCUGCUGCUGCUGCCGCCCCCCGCCGCCCCCGGGCCCCUGGCCCGGCCCGGCGUCCGCAGCUGGGGGGCGCGCGGACCCCAGGGCAGCCCCGGGCGCCGCCCCGCGCCCGCCGCCCCCGCCCGCGAGCCCCAUUCCGGAGGGGGCGCAGGUGUUUGCCAGAGCAGGCCCUUGGACUUGGUGUUCAUCAUCGAUAGUUCUCGAAGCGUCCGGCCCCUGGAGUUCACCAAGGUGAAGACCUUUGUCUCCCAGAUCAUUGACACGCUGGACAUCGGGGCGGCGGCCACCCGGGUGGCCGUGGUGAACUAUGCCAGCACCGUGAAGAUCGAGUUCCACCUCCAGACUCAUCUGGACAAGCCGUCCCUGAAACAGGCCGUGGCUCGAAUCACACCCUUGUCCACGGGCACCAUGUCGGGCCUGGCCAUCCAGACAGCGAUGGAUGAAGCCUUCACCAUGGAGGCAGGAGCUCGGGGGCCCGGGUACAACAUCCCUAAGGUGGCCAUCAUCGUGACAGACGGGAGGCCCCAGGAUCAGGUGAACGAGGUGGCGGCUCGGGCCCGGGCCUCGGGUAUCGAGCUCUACGCGGUGGGCGUGGACCGGGCAGACCUGGCAUCCCUCAAGAUGAUGGCCAGUGAGCCCCUGGAAGAGCAUGUGUUCUACGUGGAGACCUAUGGGGUCAUCGAGAAACUCUCCUCACGGUUCCAGGAAACCUUUUGCGCUGUGGACCCCUGCAUGCUGGGCUCACACCAGUGCCAGCACGUGUGUGUCAGCGACGGGGACGGCAGGCACCACUGCGAGUGUAGCCAAGGAUACUCCCUGAAUGCCGAUAAGAAGACAUGUUCAGUGAUCGACAAGUGCGCCCUGAACACUCACGGAUGUGAGCACAUCUGUGUCAAUGACAGGACUGGCUUCUAUCAUUGCGAGUGCUACGAAGGUUAUUCCCUGAACGAAGACAAGAAAACUUGUUCAGCUGACGACCAGUGCGCUGCGGGCACGCACGGCUGCCAGCACCUGUGUGUGAAUGAUGGCGCGGGGGCCCAUCACUGUGAGUGCUACGAGGGCUACACGCUGGCUGACGACAAGAAGACGUGCUCAGUUCGGGACAAGUGUGCCCUGGGCUCUCACGGGUGCCAGCACGUCUGUGUGAGUGAUGGGCCCGCGUCCUACCACUGCGAUUGCUAUGCUGGCUACACCUUGAAUGAAGACAGGAAGACAUGUUCAGCCAUUGAGGAAGCACGAAGACUCAUCUCCACAGAAGACGCUUGUGGAUGUGAGGCCACGCUGGCAUUCCAGGACAAGGUCAGCACGUAUCUGCAGAGACUGAAUACCAAACAUAUCCUUUCUGGAAGGUUUUCUGCCUCUGCUUUUGAAGCCAACUUAGGUACUGCAAUUGAGCUACACAUUUUAGGACAUUCCACAGGAUAACGUACUAUUCUGUAAGUUUUAAAGUGGGAAAUAGUAAUACACAACUUAAAAAAAAAAACUUGUUCUUUUAAAAGAAAAAUAUUUUAAUAGGCUGUUAUCACCCAGUAAUACUUACUGUAAAAGCUGCCUAUUUCUUUCCCUAGUGCUUUUCCAGAGCAGUGUGUGUGCCAAGUGAGCACUUACUCACAAGUAGAACUUUUACACUCCACUUCCUUAGUGUGAUUUUCUUAGUCCAGAAUCUGUACAUGAACAAAAUGAGUCAGCUAAUGAGUGGGGUGUGAUAGCUCAAGGUUGUAUGCUUUGGUGAGCCUGGAGGUCAAAAAGCAGGUUUCAAAAUGUAACAUGGCACCAUCUCCGAAACCUUCAAAGUCAGUUCGUUAGUCAAAGGAGUAAUUCAGGAAAAGUGCCUUUUCUUAGUUCCGUGAACAGCGGCUGCUCCUU
Talpa occidentalis (Iberian mole) is the source of this 1905-nucleotide messenger RNA. It is a transcript of the gene MATN3, whose product is annotated as matrilin 3. Gene Ontology annotation, molecular function: calcium ion binding. Lineage: Eukaryota; Metazoa; Chordata; Mammalia; Eulipotyphla; Talpidae. The coding region runs from base 1 to 1464 and encodes 487 amino acids. The record is from RefSeq and is a predicted model, not a curated record. The transcript is spliced from 7 exons.